GGAUGCCAUUCGCAGUUAGUUCAGUAGCGUGGAUGGAGAAUAACGCGUGGCUGGAGGAACAAUUGAAAAAUGGAUAAGAUAAUACAACAAAAGGAUGAUCAAAUUAUGGACCUGCAGGCUCAAUUAUUGCAACAGCACAAAAUAUUAGAUAACAGCAAAGCUAAGGAUGCUCAAAGUUUGAGUCUACAAGCUCAGCUAGGGGAAAAGAACAAAUUGGAAUGGAACAGUUUCCAAACAGUGAAGGAGGUUUUUCCAAACUCAAACCUAACUGAACAUGAGGAUGAAUUGGCAUUAGGCGAACACAUUCAGAUAUUCAGUCUACCACCUGACAGUGUGUUAAAUUUAAAUUCUGUUAGUGCUGCACAAAAAGAAUGGUUAGUAAUAAGCCCAUGCAGUGAAGGAAGUGAACAAUUGUGGGACCGUAUUUGGGCCGAAAAUGGGUGUGGUACGGAAACCAAGAUAUGGCACAAGUUCAACAUGAAACAUGGAUUAGAAUUUAAUGGGGGAUCAAAUCAAGUCUGGAAGUGUUACAGGAUGGAAGAGUCAGCCUACAGAUGAAAAAACACAGAGUGCAUUACCAUUAAGUACAACAGCAAUCCUUUAUAGUUCUGUCACAGCUAGAAGCCUCAAAUAAUUCUGCUUCUCUGUCUAAAGAACAACUUGUCCUUUACGUUCAGAGUGUUGGGGAAACUGGGUACUUAAAUGGCCCUAAAGAUGUUUUAAUUUUGCUGCUAUUGCAGAGAUGAACAUCAUACAUGGACUCUUUAGGUCUUAUCUACCAAAAAAAAUUUUAUCCAAUAGGAAAGGAUUUUCAUGUACUGGGAACACAACUAUCUACAAUGCAACAUUCUACAGGUGCUAGUUUAUCAUUCAAGAGCCUUAUACAAUGAAGUUAAUCUGCAAUUUGUAUGUCCUUUCCCAAGCUUCCACCAGAAGUUGAAUCUGUGAGUCAUGUAAGUUCC
Messenger RNA from Daphnia carinata, 962 nucleotides. RefSeq lists its product as uncharacterized. Lineage: Eukaryota; Metazoa; Arthropoda; Branchiopoda; Diplostraca; Daphniidae. The record is from RefSeq and is a predicted model, not a curated record. The transcript has 7 exons. The coding region runs from base 70 to 558 and encodes 162 amino acids.